This is a messenger RNA of Paramecium octaurelia, 1338 nucleotides long. The record is from the annotation of a GenBank genome assembly. Lineage: Eukaryota; Ciliophora; Oligohymenophorea; Peniculida; Parameciidae.
AUGAAUAGUCAAUAGAUUGUUGCUUAAUUAUAAUAUCAAGUUGAAGAAUGUCUUGUAGAUAUUUAAUAAUAAAUAGAUGUAAGUUAUUGAAAUAUAUUUAAUGAUUAGUCUUCUUUCAGCAGAAUUGAUGCUUUUCUUGAUUAAGUCAUUGUUGUUCCUUAGCUAUCUGUUGCUCAUAAAAAUGUUAAUUAUGUACUUCCAGCUGUUUAAUUAUAACCAUUUAUAUAAACCUUAGCCAAUUCAAUUAUUCAAGAAGUUAAACCAAUAAUCAAUUUAACUAUUCAUCAACAAAUUGAAUAAAAUCAACUUUAACUCACUCAAUUAUAAACCAAAUAAAUACAAUAAUAAGAUCAAUAAAAACAUUCAAUAACCAAUAAUCUAAAUCCAUUCACUUAUUAUCUAUUAUACAAUAAUUCAAUUUAAUAAAAUGAAUAUUGUUAUGCAAUAGCUAUUAAUAAAGAUAACACAAUUGUAUUAGCUGGGUGUAAUAGAUAGAUCAAAGUAUUUGAAUUCAAAUAAGAAUAGUUGAAACAAACUUAACUUCUAAAUGAACAUUAGAAUUUUAUUAUUACUUUAAAUUUUAUGAAGAAAUAGAAUCAAUUUAUAUCUGGAGAUGUUGGUGGAUUGAUUAUAACAUGGUCUAUGAAUCAGAAUAGUCAAUGGAUAUUUUAAUAACAAUUAAAAGAACAUUCUAAAUGUAUUAAUUGUUUAGUAAUUAACAAUAAUGAAGAUCUUAUGAUAUCAGGAAGUGAAGAUAACAAAAUUAAAUUUUGGUAAAAGUAGAAUCAAUGGUUAUGUUCAUAAACUAUUACAGAUCAUACAGACUAAUUAUUAGCAAUAAGUUUGAAUGACGAAUAGAAUAGAGUGAUAACUAGUGGACGGGAUAAAUUAAUAUUAAUAAUACAACGGACAUCUUAGGAUUCAAAAUGGAAUGUAAUAUAAAAGAUAUCAGUUGAAGAAUUUGGUCGUAGAUUAUGUUUUAUUAAUGAUAAUGUUUUCGCAUUUUAACCUAAUUGUUAAGAGUAGAUGGAUGUAUACGAGAUGAGUAGUACCAAUAAAUAGUAUUCAAAGACAAAAUAAAUUGCUGUUAUAUGUAGUCAGAGUUGUUAAUAUUGGUUUCCUUUAUAAUACAUAAAGUAGAAAUGUCUGCUUGUUAAUAAGAAUGGAUAAUAUGUUAAUUUAAUAAGGAAGAACCAAAAUGCUGAUUUUAUAACUCAAUAAACUAUUGAUUUUGGGCAUGAUUAUUUAUUUGGAUAAAUGAGUGAAGAUGGAAAUUAUUUGAUUACUUGGGAUUACAAAUCUAAGCAAAUUUAAAUUAGAAAUUAUCAAUAGAAAUGA